GCCAGCCCCACCUUCACAGUCCUUACAGCUUCCCCACAGCUCCUCAGCUGGUCAGACCCACUGACCUCCAGGACCAGGUGCUCCCAACAAAAAUCCAGAUCCUGAAUCUUUCCCCAGAGCCUGUGGUUCCUGUGGCAUUCUCAAGACUGUUUCUCUUCCAACCCCUUUUGCCACCACUCCCUACACUAAUGUCAGACAAGGCCAAUCUGGGACCUAGUCCCUCCAGUGGGCCCACCUUGAGGCCUACCAUCAGCUCUGGCGACAGCCACAACUGGACAGAACUGCUUUACUUCCUCAACAACACAUUGCCCGAGUGUCAGAUAGAGCUCAGUGAUGAUGUCAGGCGUGUAGCCCUCUUCGUCCUCUACCUGGCCAUCUUUGUGAUGGGGCUGGUGGAGAACUUCCUGGUGAUCUGGGUCAACUGGCGCCGUGCAGGCCAGGCCGGGCUGCUGAACUUCUACGUGCUCCACAUGGCAUUUGCCGACCUGGGCAUUGUCCUGUCCCUGCCAGUGUGGAUGCUGGAGGUCACGCUGGACUAUACCUGGCUCUGGGGUGACUUCUCCUGCCGCUUCAUUCAUUACUUCUACUUCGUCAACAUGUACAGCAGCAUCUUCUUCCUAGUGUGCCUCAGCAUCGACCGUUAUGUCACCCUCACCGGCACCUCAGCCUCCUGGCAGCGCCGGCAGCACCAGGUUCGGAGGGUUGUGUGUGCCAGCGUCUGGGUCCUCUCUGCCAUCCUCCCACUGCCUGAGGUGGUGCACAUCCGGCUGAUGGGAACCUUGGAGCCUGUGUGCCUGUUCCUGGCACCUUUUGAGACACACGACAAAUGGAUCCUGGCGGUCACCCUGUCCGCCAGCAUCUUUGGCUUCCUGCUGCCCUUCUUCCUUAUUGCCAUCUUCAACGUGCUCACAGCCUGGCGACUCCACCAGACAGAACAGCCUGAGAGUCGACGCCACUCACUGCUGGUGGGCGCCUACGUGGUGGUCUUUGUUGUCUGCUGGCUGCCCUAUCACCUGACGCUGCUGCUGCUCACCCUGAAUGCCACCCACAUCACCCUCCACUGCUACCUGGUCAACGUGCUCUACUUCUUCUAUGACAUUGCAGAUUGCUUCUCCAUGCUCCACUGCGUAGUCAACCCCAUUCUUUACAACUUUCUCAGCCAGAGCUUCCGGGGCCGGCUGAUGAGUGCUGUGGUUCAUUACCUUCCCAAGGUCCAGGCCAGGGCGGGCAGGCAUGCUUCCUCUUCUUCCUCCUCCACGCAGCACUCCAUCAUUAUCAUCAAGGAGGGUGCCCAGCCCACUGCAGCAGGUCCCCAACCACCAAGCCUGAACGUCCAGGCACCAGAAACCUCACCCGUCUCCACCGUUCCAUUUCUUACAGCCAGCUGAGCCUGAGUCCAGGAAGCUGGAGUUGAAGGGACACACCUCAUCACAGUGAAUGAAACAACAAUGUGUCAAGAUCCUGAGGCAAGACUGUUUGGCCAAGUCUCACUUGGGGAUAACUAGUUCAACUAGACAUUCACAGAGGCCUACUGCUCUCUGGGAAAACGAGGGAUGCUUCCCCCUAAAAAGGUGGGUUCAUUGACUUAGUUUCAUACAAAAAAAAAAAAGCAGGGUUAACAAGUUAAACCCUGGCGAUUUCCAGCUACCAGAAAGGCAGAUAAGCUGCUUGAAAGAACUGUGCAGCUGAGGCUGGCAGGCCACCUACUCUGAACUCAAAUGGUGAAUGUGUUCAUGGUAAAGAGGAAACUAACCCAUUUUCAAAUGUUCUUUUUUAUUCUAAAUAAAAAACACACUUUGUGCCGAA
Molecule: messenger RNA, 1806 nt
Organism: Erinaceus europaeus (western European hedgehog)
Lineage: Eukaryota; Metazoa; Chordata; Mammalia; Eulipotyphla; Erinaceidae
Gene: ACKR5
Product: G protein-coupled receptor 182
Exons: 3
Coding region: 189-1388 (399 amino acids)
Biological process (GO): G protein-coupled receptor signaling pathway
Cellular component (GO): membrane
Molecular function (GO): G protein-coupled receptor activity
Source: RefSeq, a predicted model, not a curated record